UGGACCGGACCGAACAGUCGCUUCCGGAGUCAGACGCGGAGAUUCAUCUCGGGUCGCGUGAGUUAGCGGGCCAAUGACGAGCUGUCUGGUGGAUCACGUGUUCACUUUGGGUUUAGUUGAUCACAAACCUGAACUCCGGAUGUUGAUGUGACGUGUGAACGGGUCCGGACCGAAUGAGAACCCGGGAGUCACCGUCACCGCCUCCGGGUCAUGUCCACGUACCGGGGACCACGCCUGUGCACGUGCACGUGAGGAGCAGCAAACCCCCGCAGGCUCCUUUGAUGACAUAGAAGAUGAGUCUCCUAUGUCAUCAAAGGGGCCUUCUUCAUGUAGGAGAGCUGGACUCCAGGACAGAACUACAACUCCAGCUUGAUCCUGUAGAACAUAGUCUAGGUCCUCAGCGUCAGCGAUUACAGACUCAGAACCAAGACCAAGAGUUUCCUCCUCCUCGUCUUCCUCAUACUGUUCUUCAUUCAGCAUCUUUAUGAACGUGUCAACCAACAGGACAAAAUAUUAUCAGGGGAAGGGAGAUGGAGCGAGGCCAAAGGUCCGGUCUCCGUGGAUUCCUCCAGGACCAUCGUCCUCCGGAAAAGACGUGGGCUCACACACCUGCCAGAGAAGCCGAGUGCAGCAUCAGUCAGGACAUCGGCGUGGUGGAGAGGAGCAGGAGGAAAACCUCAGCGUCCUGCUCCGAGAGGAAGAAGACGUCCGUCAUUUAAAGAGACUGGAUUCAAAGAGUCAACACGGAGAGACGGACGUGCUCCUGAGGGCCUUGGUAGAAGCAGAGAUCGACGGAGUAACAGUAGCCAAUCAGCUCACUGCCCUGAAGGAGACUGUCGACAGCCUCUUUAAGGACAAGCAGCUGUCGAAGCGGAACGCAGCCUCAGUGGGGCGACAGCAGGAGCUGUUGUUGGAGAAGAUACAGAUGUUUGACUACACGAGUCAGAGCCUCCGAGAGCUCCUCAGAGAGUGGAGCCAGAACGAGAGAGAUUCACUGGUUUGGUCCGAACAGAAAGACGACUUGAAGAAGAGAUUGUCCGACAGUGAAGCUGAGAACAUUCGACUUUUGGCCCAACUCAGCAACAAGGAGAAAGAGGCGUCCAAGCUCGCUCAGCAUUUGGACUUUGAAAAGGACAACGGGAAGACGACGGAAGAGCAGUGGAGAGUCCUGGAGUCAACACGCAACGAUAUGGAGUCUCAGCUGAACACAGCGGAGGCUGAAAAGGCUCGAAUGUCUGCUCAGAUUCAGAGGAUGCAGGAGAAACAGGAGCAGAAGCAGGAGGUGCUACAGACUCAGAGGCAGCGUAGGGACGACGACCAGGAGGCGACGCAGUGGAGGCCAGACCAGAGAGCUCCGGCCCAGCAGGCCACCAGAGAGCUGGAAGGAAAACUUCAGGAGAAGGAAACCCAGUUGGCUCAAGCUCUGUCCACAUCCAGCGACUGGUGCCUGAGACAUUCUAAAGAGGCGGCUGCUAGAAAGCAUCUGGAGGAGGAAGUGUCUGCUCUCAAACUCCACGUGAACGAGCUGGAUUAUCAGCUCCACGCCGCGGAGGAGAGGAGCCGGCAGGAGAGAGAGAAGUCCCGUGAACAGCUUCGUUACCUCAUCGCUGACAACACCUCCAUCAAGCUGGACAACCAGAGACUCCAGGCUGAGUCAACGUCAUUGGAGGAGAAACUCCGGGGACUUCAGUCUGAAGCUCAUCAGCUGAAGACGUCGAUCGAAAAGUAUGAAGACCUGGUGGAGAAAUACAAGAAGAAGGUCCAGCAGGCUCGUCUGGAGUCGGAGGGGUACUGCCUGAAGCUGGAGAUGAUGCAGAAGGAAAUGCGGGAGGUAAAGGUGAGCCUGGAGAGGGAGAAGGAACAGGUGAGGAGGGAGCUGCUGGGCCGACUCCACGAGCUCGAGGCGCUGCCCGACAGACUGAGCAGGACCGAGCAGCAGCUCCGAGACGCCCAGCAGGAGGUCGACGCCCACCAGCGGAGGAAGAUGGAGAACAGCUCGGCCCUGUCCGAAGUCAGACACCAGGUGGAGCAACAAGACGCUCAGCUGGAGAUGUUUCAGCAGAGGAAGCUGCUGCUGCAGGAGGAAAACGACGUUCUCAAAGCAACAAUCCACGACUUAGAAAGGAGCCUGGAGGACACGAAGGAAGAACACAAAGCGAUGUUUGAGGCUCUCACCUCGAAACAAGCUGGAGUCCACAGCGUUCAGCAGCAGCUGGAGGAGAAGACGCACGAGUGCAGCGUUCUGUCCAGACAGCUGCAACAAACUCUGGGCGCUGCAGAGAGACAGGUUAACAACAGCAUGCAGAAGGUUCUGGCCAAAGAGACAGCGUCCCAGUCUAAAGCCCUGGACCUGCAGAACCAGCUGAGUCGAGCUAAGACAGAGCUGAGUCAGCAACAGCGAAGCAAGGAGCAGAUGGAGCGUCAGUUCCAGAGUCAGCUGCAGAACAUGAAGGACAGGCUGGAGCAGUCGGACUCGACAAACUGCAGUCUGCAGAACUACGUCCAAUUCCUGAAAACCUCGUACGGAAACGUGUUCGGUGACUGUUUGCUCACAGACUGACUUCAAACUUCACCAACGUUUGUCCCACAACAUAGCAGAUCCAAAUUACAUUUAAUGAGUAUCUGCUUUUUACAUGUGAGUUUUAUACUGUUGAUGAAAUUAAACAAGAUUUAUUUUAAUGAAAAGAAUGUUUUGUUUGAGAGAGGGGGCGGGUAUGGGUACAUGGAGCGGGUCAUUCUGCGCAUGCGUAACAAAAAUCAACGCGUUAAUUCCACAAAUUA
Hippoglossus stenolepis (Pacific halibut) is the source of this 2781-nucleotide messenger RNA. Its product is annotated as outer dense fiber protein 2. The coding region runs from base 485 to 2560 and encodes 691 amino acids. The record is from RefSeq and is a predicted model, not a curated record. The transcript is spliced from 18 exons. Gene Ontology annotation, cellular component: centrosome. Gene Ontology annotation, biological process: regulation of cilium assembly. NCBI's taxonomy places the organism in Eukaryota, Metazoa, Chordata, Actinopteri, Pleuronectiformes, Pleuronectidae.